Magallana angulata is the source of this 3619-nucleotide messenger RNA. RefSeq names its product fermitin family homolog 2-like. Lineage: Eukaryota; Metazoa; Mollusca; Bivalvia; Ostreida; Ostreidae. Gene Ontology annotation, molecular function: integrin binding. The transcript has 13 exons. The record is from RefSeq and is a predicted model, not a curated record. The coding region runs from base 318 to 2414 and encodes 698 amino acids. Gene Ontology annotation, biological process: cell-matrix adhesion; integrin-mediated signaling pathway. Gene Ontology annotation, cellular component: cell-substrate junction.
CGGCCUACGCUCAAUGUUGAUUACGCUCGCCAUCCUUAAUAGGGCAAAGUGUUUCGAACGGUACUGCGGUUUAGUGAAGUUCAUUAACUUUAAUUAGACGGUUACGGACCCUGCUUUUACGUUGGAUUUUAUUUAUCACUCACUUUCCUCUCGUCAUUGCACAAAAACAGGGAAAAUGAUUCCUUAACUGAGUGAACCAUGGAAGUUAAAAAGCUUUUACGAUUAGACGUCGACGGAUAAAACAGAUUUUUGCAUUGUUUUAAAAAACCAGCAAACAAAACAAGACUUGGGAGCUUUGUGUAUUGUGUAUAGAUAUUAUGUCUGAUUACGUAACAGACAGUGGCCGAGUGGAUGGGUCCUGGGAGCUGACCAUUGAGGUUACCGAUGUACAGGUGGAGAAGAAACUUCGGGUCAAUGGGGACCUUCAUAUUGGAGGAGUCAUGGUGAAACUUGUGGAGGCCCUGGAAAUUGCUGCUGAUUGGUCAGAUCAUGCACUGUGGUGGCCAGACAAGAACCAAUGGCUGUUGAGAUCCCGGUCCACCCUGGACCAGUACGAGGUCCAGGCUGAUGCCAAGCUGCUCUUUACCCCGAUGCACAAAACUGUCCGACUCCAACUCCCAGAUCUCCAGAUCCUGGAAAUGAGAAUGAACUUCUCCAGCAAAGUUUUCGCAGCCAUCACAUCCCUGUGCAAAGAACUAGGAAUAAGAAACCCAGAAGAAUUGUCAGUGAUGAAAUUCAUGGAUAAGGAUGAUUUGAAAAAGAACAUUAAAGAACAUCUGAAUACGAAGAAAAAGCGUGAUUCCCUGCAUGACCAGAUGCCGGCCAGCAAUGGUGUCAACCACUCCAACUCAGGAAGUCUGGACCGUCUCAGUCCGUACCCCAACAGGAGUCCUGCCGGUCCAUCCCCUAAUAACACAUUGGGUCGCUCACCGGGAUUUAAUUCACCCUCUCCCUACAACACAAUGAAUGGGACAAUGUCCCCAGGAUCCAUGUACAGCCUGUCCUUUGAGGGAGCUAUGGAAUCUUCCCUGGCUAAUAGCCCACCAAUACCCAUGAAAGAAGCACUGCAGUAUCUCCACAAACCUAAAAAUCUUGUAGAAAAAGCUCGUAUUAAUUAUGCGUGGCUAGACUCAUCCAGAUCCCUGAUGGAGCAAGGGGUGCGAGACAAUAAUUUCCUGCAACUGAAAUAUAAAUUUUAUAACUUCUACGAUUUGAACCCCAAGUAUGAUGCAGUGCGGAUUAAUCAGAUCUAUGAACAAGCUAAGUGGAGCCUGAUGUCAGAGGAAAUUGAUUGUACCGAGGAAGAAAUGAUGAUGUUUGCUGCGCUUCAGAUUCAGAUUCAGAUGCAAGUGGGUCAGGCCCAGCCCAGUGACUCGUCCAUCAUGGACCACAGCACCCCCCAUAUGGAGGGGGACGACAUUGACGCCGACCUGUCCAACCUGGAAGAGUCCCUGCAGGUGGCCAACAUCUCCACGUCGGGGGACAUAACCUCUGUACCAGAACUGGGCGGCUACGUCAAAUGGUUCAAACCUAAGAAAUUUACUCUGAAGAGCUACAAGAAAGCAUGGUGUGUCUGUAAAGAUUUGUACAUAGCAUUCUACAAAAGCCAGGAGGAGGCUAGUGGUUGUCCUACAAUGAAGAUGACCAUCAAAGGAUGUGAAGCCCAUCCAGACUUGAACAUCUCUCACGGAAAAUAUGGAAUCAAACUUUUUAUUCCAUCCUCUGAAGGCAUGUCUGAAUUGUGGCUGAGAUUUGACUCGGAGGACGAGUACUGCAAGUGGAUGGCAGCAUGUAAACUUGCGUCCCAGGGCAAGACAAUGGCGGACAGUUCCUACGACAUGGAGGUACAGACUCUAAUGACCCUCCUGAAGCGACAGACCCCUGCCGACGUCCCUGUCACCCCCAUACAAGUGGACAUCAAGAACCCCGAGGAUUACGUAGCUCCCCGAUUCUACAAGAAACUGAAAGGGAAACAGCUGGAGAAGAGAAUUCUGGAGGCCCACGCCAAUGUACAGAAUCUACCUCUGAUGGAGGCCAAGAUGGCCUUUAUCAAGGCAUGGCAGUCCCUGCCUGACUACGGAAUUAGCUACUUCAUUGUCAAACAGAAGAAUGCUAAGAAAGAGGAACUCUUGGGUGUAUCCCCAAACAAGAUUAUGCGUAUGGAUUUGAACUCUGGUGAUUCCAUAAAAACAUGGCGUUACGGAAAUCUGAGAUCAUGGCACGUAAAUUGGGAGGUGCGCCACGUUAUUUUAGAAUUCGAAGGAGAGACCCUAACAUUCGCCUGUUUAAGUGCGGACUGCAAAGUGGUGCAUGAAUACAUUGGUGGAUAUAUUUUCUUGUCUAUGAGAUCGUCAGACAAAAACCAAACUCUUAACGAGGAUUUAUUUCAUAAACUGACAGGAGGGUGGGCAUAAAGUUCUCGCCCGCAAGCUUGUCAUUCUGUGAUCUGCAAUAGUGUGCCUAAACGUGUGGGAUACUUUCACUGCUGACAAUGUCUAUGUAACACUGAAUUACAUUGGAAUAAAACGAGGGCCUGAAAUGAAAAACCAGAACCAGUGGAGCUCAAACCCUGUACACAAUAGGAUUAUGAUUUUGUAAUUUUCCCUAGCUUUAUUUCUAUUAUUCAAGCAAGCCAGCAGCUGGUUUUCAUUACUUGCAUUUCUGGUUUACCACCACUAUUAUCAUUAUCAUCGACAUCAUCUAACCAUCUCUUCAUAUUAUUUUAUGUGUUUUCUUGAUGUUUUAGAAAUCUCUUUCUUCCCUUUUUGCGACAUCAUGCCAGAGUGGUGUGUGUUCAUUAUGUAUGCAUGAAAAAAGUUAUAUAGAUCAUGUGUUCAGUCUAUGACUGUCAACAGUUUAUUAUUGUAUUGUAUAUUUAUCCAAUCAUAUUGCAAUUAUACUCAAUUUUUUGUCCAGAAAGUAUGUCGCAUAAGAAUAAUAUAUUCCAGUGAAAAGAACAUUGGCUCAGAAAUAGAUCUUUAAAAUGCCAGCCAUCAACCUCAUUUUGUGAAUGCUUGUACACUAUUAAUAAGUUAAACAAUAUUUUAUCAUUUUAUAUAGGUAACGAAACCAAUUUUUUUUAUUUAUUUAUGAAAGGUGUUUUCUUUGAAAUAUUUUAUGACAUAGUAAAACUGAAUAUGGUUUUUAUUCCAACAAAACCAAUUUUAUUUGUGUGUAUCAAACUCUGUAUAUGCAUAUACUGUUGUUGAUAUAUUAAAGUACUGUACACACCCCCAGUUUUACAUAUGAUUUUCUUUGUAAUCUCUGAUACAUAAAUGAAUUUGGUUUUACAACUGACAUUUUUUCCUCCUUUAUUUACAAAUUUAACAGGAAUUAGAGUUUAAAACCAUUGAGUUUUGAUAUUCAUGUAUAUAUUUAGCACAGGGAAAAGUGGAAACAGGAAAUUUCCUAGAGAAUUCAACAAUGCUUUUUACCCAUACACAUCAUGAUAAACACGUGGCUAUAACGUGUUUGAGAAUAUUGUAACCUUCCCUUUCAACUUGUGCUAUGUACCAGUAAACAUGUUGCUGUAUAUCUUCUGUCCUCAGAAGAGCAUGUUUAAUAUUGAAUUACUGUAUUGUCAUGAAAGUAAAAAAAAAAUAAACAGGAAAAAAAUUGA